GGUAGACAGACAGAUCGAAAUAAUUUUCCAGACAUCAAGAUGUUGGGUUUCUUUCUGCACCUUUCAAAGUCCAGACGUGUAUAGUGUAGUGCUUUUUAAGUUGUUUAUCAAAGGCUGAAUGGUCUAUAAUUUUAAGCAAACUCUUUGUUACUAAAGUGCAAACAGGAUUAACGUGAUUAUUUCCAUGCAGGAAACGUAUAAACUUGUGCAUUUGAGCUAGACUGAAGUGGCUUAGCUGAGUUAAUUCUAAGCUCGCCAUCAGAGAGCACACACAAAUACAAAUGAAAACAAAAAUUUAGCUUCAUUUGUCAGUGUUGAGGAUUUAUUAUUCAAAAUUGUUACAGACGGGAAAAUAAAUUCAGUUUUAGUUUGUGCUGCGUUAUCCAAUAACAUUGUGAUUGAACUGUGCAGUUUGCUGAGGAAUCUGUGUGUAGUAAAAGAUCCAGGAUUACCUCAUAAAAACAACAGUCGUGAUAUCGUUUCGACUGCCUCUGUAAACAUGGACCUCACGAUGUAGCAUUAAGCCAGCCCACCCCGUUAAUAACUAACAGCUGCAAAUAUUUGCUACCCGGAUGGACAUUGCCUUGCGAUCAUACAUCAGUAAGCAACCGGAAUAGUAUGUCCCCUUUCGACAGGAACUGAAGCCGUUCGGAGAAAAAGCAGCUUUGUGUAAGUUCCUAGCUACGAAAGAGAUACGCACCAGUGUAGCGAGAAUGCGUUCCAUUCUAUUCAUAGCAGCGAGUCUGACAAUAUUAACACUGGAGCUGGAUGCUUCCCUAAGCCAGAGUAAUGCCGAGCCGACCGGGUUGAUUUGCGAGACGUACGACUGCAAAGAUGGAGACUGUACGGUGGGAACCGAGGUUUGCGAGGAAGGUGAUGCGGAUAAGCCCGUUGGGUGCUUUGUGGUGUGGAGCACCAAUAAUGUGACUAGUGAAGUAAAAGUAACGAUGAAGGGUUGCUUCCUCAACCCGAGCGAUUGCAACAACACAGAGUGCGUGGACACCUCUCAUGGCACUAAGAACAACUUGAACUACUGCUGCUGUCGAGCUAACAUGUGCAACCGGGAGCACAAGUGGGUUCCGGUCGUCACCAAGCCGCCGGAUGUGAUUCAUCACGUUACACCGGAAACGAACAUUGUCCUAACCGCUGCAAUUAUCGUGAACAUUAUGGUACUGGUUUUUGGUGUCGGUUUCACAUUCUUCUGGCGACACAGGAAGCAGUCGAUGUUCAAUGAAAUCCCUACGAUUGAGCCAGAAAUCACGAGCUCAUCGCCGAAUCUAGCUUUGAGACCAAUUCAGCUCAUCGAAGUUAAGGCACAUGGCCGCUUCGGGGUGGUUUGGAAAGCUCAGCUUAUGUCGCAGGAGGUAGCAGUGAAGAUAUUUCAGGCACAGGAAAGGCAAUCCUGGAUCACUGAACAGGAAAUAUUCAAACUACCACGCAUGAACCACCCAAAUAUACUACAAUUCAUCGGAUGCGAAAAACGGACUGAGGCGUCGAGCACAGAUUUUUGGUUGAUCACUGCUUAUUGUCAGCAUGGGUCGUUGUGUGAUUACCUGAAAUCGCAUACCGUCACCUGGCAGGAGUUGCGCACCAUUGCCGAGAGUAUGUCCCGCGGGCUGAUGCAUCUGCAUGAGGAAAUUCAGAGUAGCAAAUCGGAGGGUCUAAAACCGUCGAUUGCACAUCGGGAUUUCAAGAGCAAGAAUGUACUGUUGAAGGAUGACUUGACGGCUUGCAUUGCGGACUUCGGAUUGGCAUUGGUAUUCACACCGGGAAAACCCUGCGGCGACACUCACGGUCAGGUCGGAACCCGCCGCUACAUGGCACCGGAAAUUCUGGAGGGAGCCAUCAACUUUACACGGGAUGCAUUCCUCCGCAUUGACGUGUACGCUUGCGGUUUAGUACUGUGGGAGCUGGUAUCACGCUGCACUGCCCACGGCGGAGCGGUCGACGAGUAUAAACUGCCGUUCGAGGCGGAAUUGGGCUUACACGCGACAUUAGAGGAAAUGCAGGAAAAUGUCGUCACAAAAAAGCUCCGUCCACGGAUUCACGACCACUGGAGGAAUCAUAAUGGUCUCAAUGCACUGUGUGACACUAUGGAGGAAUGCUGGGACCACGAUGCGGAGGCCCGCCUUUCCUCGUCUUGUGUGAUGGAGCGCGUAUCGCAACACGGUCGCUUCCAGUCGACCACACCUCUGCUCAUCGAAACGAACACUACCAACGACCUGCCCCCGAAGGUUGCCUCGGAGAGUGUUUAGGAUACUAGGUUGGACCGCCGGUUUCAUCGAGGUUAUGGAAAGACCUGCUCCACUACAGGAUGCAGGAGUCCUUUCGUAGUAGUUUGCUUUUGGAUUGUGCGGAAUUUGUUAGCCCUGUGACAGCAAAACGUACAGAGAAAGCCUAUCUUGCAGCUUUACUAUACUCGUGUACACUUAAACUUUUAUCGAUCCAGUUUUGUUUUUAACACAUCCUGCAGCAGACAUUCUGGCGUUUAUUUAUGAUCAAACAGGAUCGCAGUCUGAACACGUGUACGUGACGAACUGAUUGUUCAGGGAUACUAUUUAGAAGUAGCGAUUUUAUCAAACAAAACUUUAUUUGAUGUACGUUUUCAAAAAAAAAAACCAAGAAAGUCGACAAACGUUUGAACGUUUCGGUAGGUGGCCUUUGCGAUCGCAAGCGAUUGGUAGCUUAAUUUUGGACUGAUCUGAACAGCCGAUAUCAUGAGAAAAAGUAAAAAUAAAAAUCAAAAAAUUGUUAUUAAAAAUAUGACGUAAUAAAUGGCAGUCAUUUAUAUUACACCGUUAAAUCGGUAAUGUUUCAUAGCUUUCCUCAGCUAUACGCAAAUAACGUGCAUUCAUAUGAAUAGGAAAUUGUAUACUUUACAACAUUUAGAAGACUCCCCCCGCACCAACUCUUGAGAUAGAAUCCUAGAGCGAAUCAUGUUUACUGGAACCAGUGUGUAAAUUAAGGCUACACGAACACAAAACGACGGGAAUUCGCGUAAUAAGAUAUAUUUUUGUAAGUCCUCCAAUAUUAGCCAAUAUGCCAUGAUUAGUUUUUAAUAAAUAUUAUUCUGGUAGAGUUAGCAUAA
This is a messenger RNA of Topomyia yanbarensis, 3088 nucleotides long. It is a transcript of the gene put, whose product is annotated as activin receptor type-2A. Gene Ontology annotation, molecular function: activin binding; ATP binding; activin receptor activity. The transcript is spliced from 7 exons. The record is from RefSeq and is a predicted model, not a curated record. Bases 714 to 2255 code for a protein of 513 amino acids. NCBI's taxonomy places the organism in Eukaryota, Metazoa, Arthropoda, Insecta, Diptera, Culicidae. Gene Ontology annotation, biological process: protein phosphorylation; cellular response to growth factor stimulus; activin receptor signaling pathway. Gene Ontology annotation, cellular component: activin receptor complex; plasma membrane.